Messenger RNA from Cryptococcus amylolentus CBS 6039, 1202 nucleotides. RefSeq lists its product as hypothetical. The transcript has 5 exons. Lineage: Eukaryota; Fungi; Basidiomycota; Tremellomycetes; Tremellales; Cryptococcaceae. The record is from RefSeq and is a predicted model, not a curated record. Bases 18 to 908 code for a protein of 296 amino acids.
AUCCUCACCCUGUAACCAUGCGCUCCUCCACCCUCUGCCUUGCCGUCCUGGCUUCCCUCUCCUCCGCCUCGGCCCUCAACACCUUUAGAGCCCCCGCCGACAUCGUGGUCGUUGUCCGCCAAGACGAUGAUGUGGCCCAUGGCGACCAGGCUGACGACGAUGCCUGGAAGGCAGAGAGUGACCUCCUAGGGCCCGAGGAGAUCGAUCGCCGUUUCGACUUUGGCGGUUUUGCUUCCAGUGUCAAAGACAGGGCGACUUCAUUCGCCACAGGAGUAAAAUCGCAGGCCACCGAUGCGGCGUCCUCUUUCAAGAGUGCUGGUACAUCAGUGGCCUCGGACGUAAAGAGUGACGCGACUUCAGCUGCCACUGAUUUCCAAAGUGCUGGUACGGAUAUAGCCUCUUCUGUAAAGAGCGCUGCCACGUCUGGCGCUUCAUCUGUCCAGAGCGCCGCGACUUCUGAGGCAUCGGAUAUCAAGAGUGCCGCAACCUCUGGCGCAUCCGACGUGAAGAGCGACGCGACAUCGGCCGCCUCUGAUUUCCAGAGCGCUGGGACAGCCAUCGCCUCUUCCUUCCAAAGCGCGGGCACAGCUUUCGCGAGCUCUCUCGUUUCUGGUGAUAAUGCAGUGCGCGACGAUUCCUCCUCUGUGACGAGCAGUGCAGGGAAUAUUGGAAGUGAAAUCAAGAGUCUUGCAACCAGCGCCGCUUCUCAGGCCGUCAGCGUAGCUACGAGCGCCGCCUCAUCAGUUCAAUCUGGUGCCCAGAGUCUCGCUUCUAGCGUCUCAUCCGGUUCGGGAUUUGCUUCUCCCAGCUCUGCAGCGUCGAUUAGCCGAGGUGUCCAGGCGGGAAUGAUGGGCUUGGUGAUGAGUGUGGGUGCGGCUGUUGUUGGUGCUGGCUAUGUGCUUGCGUAGAGAGGUUCUGGAAGUCUGCAAGUGAGGGAUACGAAUUUGAUACGAGACAAGUCAAUAAUGGGUACCAUGUAUUAACGAGAAUAUGGCUGAUGGUCAAAGCUCUUCAGAGCCUCUGAGAAUCAUGGAUACUAACAGGGUGGACUAUUAAGAGAAAAAGAGCACAGAAGACCAAGCGCUAAAGUCUGAUGGUUAGUCGUCACCGGUGACAGCCCGUUGCUGCUGGAUGCUGGUUUUGUCACCGGCGGUAACAAGCAAUGCAGAGCCAUGCUCAGCUCGCCGGGCCAGGCAAUCUUU